Anolis carolinensis (green anole) is the source of this 1772-nucleotide messenger RNA. Its product is annotated as torsin-1A-like. Lineage: Eukaryota; Metazoa; Chordata; Lepidosauria; Squamata; Anolidae. The coding region runs from base 95 to 1123 and encodes 342 amino acids. The record is from RefSeq and is a predicted model, not a curated record. The transcript has 5 exons. Gene Ontology annotation, biological process: nuclear membrane organization; protein localization to nucleus. Gene Ontology annotation, cellular component: endoplasmic reticulum; nuclear envelope; endoplasmic reticulum lumen. Gene Ontology annotation, molecular function: kinesin binding; ATP binding; ATP hydrolysis activity.
CGUCGCUCCGGUGUCGAACUUCUGCCCGGCAACAAGAUGGCGGCGCUGGCACCGGAAGCGCGUUUCCUGAGGGCCCGCCAGUCUUGCUGAGGCGAUGCGUGGGGCGUCGUGUGUGGCGGUGCUGGGCCUGGCGGCGGGGCUGGCGCUGGGCCCGUCGGCCGGGGCGGUGGAGCCGCUGAGCCUGAGCCUGGCCCUGGCCGGCGCCGCCGCCUCCGCCGUCACGGGCUUCCUCUCCUACCCGCGGCUCUACUGCCUCUUCGCCCACUGCUGCCUCGAGAGGCCCGGGCCCCGCCUCGGAACAGUGCUGCAAGAAGACUUGGACAAGAAGCUCUUUGGGCAGCAUUUGGCCAAGAAGGUGAUGGUGAAGGCCGUGACGGGGUUUCUGAACAACCCCAACCCCAAGAAGCCCCUGACGCUCUCCCUGCACGGCUGGACCGGGACCGGGAAGAACUUUGCCAGCAAAAUCCUGGCCGAGAGCCUCUACAAAGAGGGCCUCAACAGCAAAUACGUCCACCAGUUCAUCUCCACCUUGCAUUUCCCUCACCUGCAGAACCUCACCCAGUACAAGGACCAGUUGCAGAUGUGGAUCCGGGGCAACGUGAGCGACUGCGCCAGGUCUGUCUUCAUCUUUGACGAGAUGGACAAGAUGCACGCCGGGCUCAUUGACGCCAUCAAGCCUUUCCUCGACUAUUACGGCGAGCUGGACGGCAUCUCCUACCGGAAGGCCAUCUUCCUCUUCCUCAGCAACGCCGGGGCCGAGAAGAUCACCGAAGUGGCCCUCGACUUUUGGCGGAAAGGGAAGAAAAGGACCGACCUGGCGCUCCGAGACGUGGAGGCCGCCGUCUCCGUCUCCGUCUUCAACAACAAAAAUAGUGGGUUCUGGCACAGCAGCCUCAUCGACCGGAACCUGAUUGACUACUUUGUGCCCUUCCUGCCCUUGGAAUUCCGCCACGUCAAGAUGUGCAUCCGGGCCGAGCUCGAAUCCCGCGGCUAUGUGGUCGACGAAGACAUUGUGACCCGGGUGGCCGAGGAGAUGACCUUCUUCCCCAAAGAGGAGAAGAUCUACUCCGACAAAGGCUGCAAGACGGUCUACACCAAGCUGGAUUUCUACUACGACUUGUAACCCUAUUCUUUUUGUAAGCCCAUUGCGGAAGAGACGGAAUCAUUUUUUAAAAUUUUUUAAACGAAGCGAUUUUUGCAGGGAAGAGACAAACGUGGUCCUCGUUUCAAGCCGCUCAAAUGAGUUUGGGGCCUUGUUUUGUUUUGUUUCCUACAACCCUGGAUAUCUAUGGGGCUGAAUUGUGAUUCCAACUCUAAUUGAAAGUGUCCGUACUGUGAAACCACGCUGAAUAAUUCAGGCCUUGCUUUUUAUGGACCUGGAACAUAUUAACGUUGGUAACUCCGAUGCAUUUGGCAAAAGCGUCUCCGAUUCUCCGGAAAUGAAGGCCUGUUCUAAUCUUAUCAAUGAGAGGCAAGAACAAUAUUUCUCAACACGGUUGCCCGGCUUUCUCGAGAAAAUUGUGACCAUUUCUACUCGUAUCAACCAAGCUGGUAAGGAUAAUAUAACAAUAUUUUUUGACUCGUAUGUUUUUCUGUUUUGGUUUAGCAUUCCCCUCUUCUUUGCCCUGAAAUUACGCAGAAAAUAUUGAGCGUAUUUUGGGAUAUACAUGAACCUAUGUGGGUUAUUAGGGUCUGAUAUUCCAAGUAUUCUCAGCAGUGAAUGUUUCGGCAACCAUGUUUUUUCUUUCAUAUUAAAUACAAUGUGAAACAUC